AUGCAUCUAAGACUAAAUUAUCAAUCAUUAGACAUAAUGUAAUUUUCUUUGAGCAGCAGAAAAGAAGAGUGGAUUUAUCACCAGAGGAGCAAAAUACUCUAACACUGGAGUGGGAAAAUGGUAUGCGAUCCACUGGUAAACAGUGCAUUCCAAAAAUUAAAGGAAUGGCGGAGAAAUUGGAUUGUUCAAUUGAUAGAGUCAAGAUGUGGAUUGGAAAUAAAAAUGCUAGAGAAAGAUCUGUGGGUACUAUAGAUUACUCUAAAAAGAAAACAGCAACUAAGAGGGGGCCUUCAGCUUACAAUAUUGUAACUGGGGAUAUACCAAGAGGUAACAUGACUGGUAGCGAAUACCUUAGAAAAGCAGCAGAGGUGUGGAGAGGAGCUAGUGCUGAGCAAAAACAGCUGGCAACAGAAAAGGCCAAAAAAAUUAAAAUGGACCCUCUCCAAAAUAUGGACUCAGAGCAGGCCAUAAACCACCAUCUGAAAAUCAUCUCAAAAUCUUGUGAUAUAAUAGCAUCCCUGGGAUUGCAAGUUGGUGGGGUGUGUGUUACAAAGGACAAAGUGCCCAGCUACUUUGGGACACCCAAAGCCAUGAGCUUUUUUAAAGACAAUAUCAUUGAAAUUGUUGAUAGUCUUACAGGUGAGGAACAAACAAUCAAGCCAGAAAACCCAAAGAGGUUGGCUUUGAAAGAAGAAGUCAGAAAGGUUUUUAAUGCAAGUUUUGAAAAAUGUGGUAUGAAAAAGGUGCCAUAUAAAGCUUUGUCUUUGGGGCAAAUAAGCUUUUCUGUUAGUGGUUUGCCAGAGGGAAUAACUUUUAAAGAACCUGGCAGCUACUCCACUUCUACAAUGGAAUCUAUACUAAGCAGGAAAGACCAAAUACAUGUAGCAAAAAUUUCAAGAGAGGAGACAAUAGAAGAAAAGGUCAUUGCUAAUAAAGGAAACGAGAGUAUUGGCAGUCAAUCAGAAAAGGUCAAGGCUAAUAAAGAAAACGAGAGUAUUGGCAGUCAAUCAGAAAAGGUCAAGGCUAAUAAAGAAAACGAGAGUAUUGACAGUCAAUCAGAAAAGGUCAUUGCUAAUAAAGGAAACGAGAGUAUUGGCAGUCAAUCAGGUACAACUGUGCAACAAACUGACAGUGAAGGAAGUAUACAAGAGUAUUGUGCUGAAAGAAUUGUUUCAGAGAUAUCUUCCCCUUUAGGUCUUAUUGAAAUGGUACAUGAUUCAGAACAAUUGGAUCCACCGUAUAUUCCUGCUGAUAUUGCAGAAGAAACAUUAUUUGCCAUUGUUGGAGAAAGUAGUACUGAAAAUAUUGAAUUAAAACCUGUGUUCAGAGAAGAGAAAUUGUACAUCAUCGAGGAGAUUUUAGCGUGUAAAAAGAUAAAAAAACAAAAAACAGUAUUAUAUUAAAUGGGAAGGAUACUCCAGUGAAUCCAACAGUUGGGAGCCAGCUGUGAAUAUUCCAAAAACACUAUUAACAAAUUUUAAUAAGAAAAAAUAAGAGUAAAAUAAAUUUGGUAUUCAGUCUGUCUACCUUUUUCUGGUGACAAUCUAGAACCAUAUCUUCUGAUUCGUUUGUUAUAUUUUCCAAACAGUAUAGCUAAAACUUAUUGGAAGUGUGAAUCAUGUGUUAACAAUUAUGUGACCUUUGUAUCAAAAAUAUAAAUGAAUAAAAUAUAUUUAAGUCACACUUAUUGCUGUCAUAAUAAAUAAACUAGAAUUUUGCUCCAAACAUCUAUUUAGUUCAAAAUUUCGAUGGCAUCUUCACAAUACUUGGAAUCUGUGUUUAAACCUUAAAUAUUAAUAUUUGUUGAGAUAUGUAUUUUUUGAAACUCAACUUAAUUUUAAAUCACCAUUGUCGCUCCAUAUUACACCAUUUGUGAGCCUUUGACAUAACUACCGAACAACACCAAACAAUAUUUUUUCUAAAUUUUAUAAAUCACUGAUCAGGAUUUGUUUAUGCCAUUAACAAUUUUUCAAAUCGCAUCAUUGAUAUUUCUUUUUGUUAAUUUAAAAGUUCAAUGUUGUGUUGAUGGUUAAUUUUAAAAACAAAAUUGGUGGGAGAUUAUGGAAAUUUUCACAUGUAAAAUAACAAAUCAAUCCUUAUGUGUGCAACUCCACCAGACACCAUCAUAUAAAAAUAUAAACAUAUAUUUUUAUUACUUUAAAAGCUUUAUGAUUGACCUAUUCCUAGUACAGAUUAGAUUUGAAAUAUAUAUCAUUUAUAUGGAUGUAAAGACCUAUAUAUCAAUACUAUUUAUGUUGUUAUAUUUUAC
This is a messenger RNA of Mytilus trossulus (common blue mussel), 2269 nucleotides long. RefSeq lists its product as uncharacterized. The coding region runs from base 123 to 1403 and encodes 426 amino acids. Lineage: Eukaryota; Metazoa; Mollusca; Bivalvia; Mytilida; Mytilidae. The transcript is spliced from 16 exons. Gene Ontology annotation, cellular component: nucleus. Gene Ontology annotation, molecular function: DNA-binding transcription factor activity. The record is from RefSeq and is a predicted model, not a curated record.